Westerdykella ornata is the source of this 4046-nucleotide messenger RNA. RefSeq lists its product as uncharacterized. The record is from RefSeq and is a predicted model, not a curated record. Gene Ontology annotation, biological process: ubiquitin-dependent protein catabolic process; protein polyubiquitination. Gene Ontology annotation, molecular function: ubiquitin protein ligase activity; protein binding. Lineage: Eukaryota; Fungi; Ascomycota; Dothideomycetes; Pleosporales; Sporormiaceae. Bases 284 to 3904 code for a protein of 1206 amino acids. The transcript has a single exon.
CUUACAAUGGCGCACUUUCUCUUGACUUGGACUCCACGGUAGAAGCCCAUGGAAUUCUUCACUUCAUUUCCUUGUAAUCCAUAAUCCAGUGCUAUCAAGCCUCUUGGACUCAUGUUUGCAGCCUGACGUCCUCGCUUUCAUCACCCCCUCCUGUAGGUGGCGGAAUAGCUUCUUGGAGCUACAAACCUGGACGCUGGUAACUGACUGUGUACUUGGACUAUCCUAGCUCCGGUGCCACCAGCCCUAUAUUGGUGUUCAUAUCACCGAUCUCCACUCAUCCACCAUGUUUACCUCGUUCACUGGGAGCACUCGCCGACCUCGACAGGUCAACCUUUCCGGCCGCAAGACACAUGCAUUUGGGAGUACAGGGAGUGGCUCUGGGUCACAGGCGGCUCUUGACCGCGCACAACAGGAGAGGGCUCAAAGACAGCGGGAACGGGAGGCGCUGAAGGCGGCACAAAUCAUACAAAGAGUGUGGAGAGGGCAUGCAGACCGACAGAGGAUUGCUGAUGUACUCCGACAGGAGUGGGACGGGAUUGAGGGUCAUUCGGCCCUCGGCGACACCCUCUCUACUACCACACCUUACCCUUCCGUGGAGGAAUCUCUCGCACAGCUACAGCGCCUGGUACGAUUUGCAAACACCCGCAGGGUGGACGACUUGCAAAGGAUACGUCAUUAUGGACGCCGCCAGAUUCAAACCGCUCAAACUCACGCUGUCGAUCCAACGGGACCAUGGCCUAUUGCAUACGCGAGGCUGCAAGGAAUCACAAUCAAGAUCCUGGAUCGCCAGUUGGAGCUGCUGGAUUCCCGAUGGGAGGCGUUUGUCAACUACCUCGCCAUUUUACACUUUCUCACCUGUCAGAUACCCGGCUUGACAGCUCGCAUGGCUCCGCAGUUUUACACGACGCUCGCACGCGUAGUAUCACGGGUUUCUUCUCUAGUUGAGCUGUCAUCCUCCGAGCAGGCUGCCCCAAACACCGCUCUCAAACUCGCCUUGGAUACUGUGAUGGUCCCUCUAAAAACUGUUUCCGGGUACACGUUGAAUGCUUACGAAGCCUUUGGCUACAUCUUCAUGCCACUUCCGGUGCUGAGCGCAGAGUCCACAUCGCCGGUCACUGCACGCAUACGAGAGUUCCUUGCCGAUAGUAUCAACUACAAGCUGCUGGCGAAUGCGCUGGCGAACCUAUUCAAGACGUCUGGUAUCAGCAGACUGCGAGAAUUGGCAACGGAUGAAGCGAGGUUGCGUCUGUUGGGUACCUUCAUAUAUUUCCAUCGGCAUGCUCACAACUUCGGCAGCCCUGAGGCAUAUUCGGCGCACACGGACUUCGUCACGGUGGUCUCGAUUCUUCUCAACUCCCUCCCCACCAGUAUUAUUGAUGCACCGGAUACGGAUGUCGAUCGCUUCAAUCAGCCAGGUUCGUUUCAAACAAACGAGCAGGUCACCAGCUUUUUGAAAGAGCAGAUACUUUCCCUUGUGAAUCAGGAAGGGAUUGGGACUCUCCUAUCCGGUGCAACGGGAUCAUCAGAGUCAGAUGACAGUAAGGUUGAGGAGGCUCGGCAACUGGCGAAUUAUGCAUUAGCUCUGCUCCGCUUCUUCCCUCGACGAGGUGACGAGAUCCGGAUGUGGUUGUAUAUUGGGCCUUCCCCAGCCGGAAGAAAUCUGAGGAAAAUGCCUGCAAUCAGGUAUUUUUGGGCGGCAACAGUACAGUCAUUGGUUUUCAACACGAUUUUCAGCGAUUCAAGAUCUGCAGUUGACCUUCUGCGACCAAAGAGCGAUUCCACAGUGAACGGAAUGGGGCCCUCCGCCGUCUUGUAUCAGAGCCCGCAACAGGAGCUGGACCGCGAUGCACGGACUGCAGAUGAAUGGAGGGUCAUCCUUGUUUUCCUUGAACUCUAUACGUUUGUCCUGAAGGUCACGGACGACGAAGAAUUCUUUUCAGCUGGCAAAAGCCCAUUCUCGGACGAGCCUCGCGACAAUUCCCUAUCAUUGCACGAUGUUAAGAACCUCACCACCUUUCUAAAGAAUCUGGGUUUCACAUUGUACUUUAAUGCUUCCGAGAUCACUACGUCAGAGGAACAGGAGGCCACCACGGCUACUCUAAGCUUUUAUGAUCUGGGAGCCGUCGACGCUGAGCCUCAGCAACAGACCAGUGAACCGUGUAUUGGCGGAGUUCCAGGACUCACCCUCGAUUAUAUGAAGGGUCUUGUCACCGGACUGCUCAGGAUGAUUUACGAGAGGGACUCUAGGCGCAAAUUCCUGCCUGCGGACCACUGGCUAAUGACCUCGCGCUUCGACAUGGCCAGCUUCAUCCCCGGGGUCGUGAAAGAGGAGGAAAGCCGACAUCAAGUUGCCGAAGAGGACGCAGAGGGUGGUGACGAGGAGGAGGACGAAGAAUUCGAAGAGGGGCCACAGCUCAUUGGCACUCGCCGGACCCAACAGCAGCGGAGGCUAGAACGACUACAGCGACAACAACGCAAGGCAUCACGCAGACGGUACUUACAGGCCGUAGCUCCCAGGCUGGAAAUCUUGCAGAAUAUGCCGUUCUUCAUCCCAUUCAGUACACGGGUGGAGAUAUUUAGGGAAUUUGUCCACCUGGAUAUGAUCAAACGGAGAGGCGGUAUUGAUCCCGAGACGUGGAGACUACGGAUCAUGCAAGGGUUUGAUGCUCCCCAUCAGCUGGAAAGGCAUGCUGCGACGAUUAGGCGGGGCCACGAGUUUGAGGAUGCUUUUGAGCGGUUCUAUCCACUGGGGGAUGGGCUCAAAGAACCUAUACAGAUCACCUUCGUGGACAAGUUCGAUGCUGUUGAGGCGGGCAUCGAUGGUGGAGGAGUAACUAAAGAAUUCCUGACGAGCGUAACGAACCGCGCAUUUGAGCCUUUCAACGACAUCGAACUAUUCGUCACCAACGACCAGCACCUCUUGUAUCCGAACCCUUCCGCCAUCGACGAGUACAAGGAAUUUAUAAAGCGGGCUGGUAUCAGCGAACGCUCGGACGAAUUCAGACAGCUGAUCACUCGCUUGCUCCAGCGGUACGAGUUCUUGGGCCGUAUUAUCGGCAAGUGCUUGUACGAAGGCAUCCUGGUGGAUGUUAACUUCGCACCCUUCUUUCUCCGGAAAUGGCCUCUUACGGGAGGCACUGGCUCAGCACCCAACGAAUCCGGCUAUCGGCCUACCCUGAACGAUCUCCGCGACCUCGAUGAGGAACUCUACCAGGGACUCCAUAAGUUAAAGACCUAUGCCGGGGAUGUUGAAGACUUUGCUCUGAACUUCACCGUCACGGACACCAUAGUCAUCGACAAUUCAACCCUGCCCAAGAAGACCAAAGCCAUAACGAGGGAGCUCAAGCCGGGUGGUUCAGACAUUCCCGUGACUAACCAAAACCGUCUUGUAUACAUCAGCUACAUGGCGCGGCAUCGCCUCCAAAACCAGCCAUAUGCCCAGACCGCGGCCUUCCUCCGGGGCCUCAGCACCAUGAUCCAACCCAGCUGGCUGAGCAUGUUCAACCAGUCAGAGCUCCAGACCCUCGUCAGCGGCACCCAGUCUUCCAUCGACAUCGAUGACCUUCGCCGCAACACUGCCUAUGGCGGGACGUAUGUCAUUGGGACCGAUGGGCAGGAGCACCCGACCAUCCAGCUCUUCUGGAAAGUGAUGAAGGAGUUCUCUGACGGCGAGCGCAGGGCUGUGCUCAAGUUCGUCACGUCUACUCCUCGAGCGCCGUUGCUCGGGUUUGGCACGCUGAAUCCGCGGUUUAGUAUCAGGGAUGCCGGGAGCGACCAGGAUCGGUUGCCGAGCACGAGUACGUGCGUGAAUUUGCUGAAGCUACCCAUGUAUAGGGACGAGAAGGUCUUGCGGGAGAAGCUGUUGUAUAGCGCCUUUUCUGGGGCUGGGUUUGACUUGAGUUAGUGAGUUGGGGGUUUGGUGGAUUAUGGCUAGGUCUAGGCGCAGCCGUGUGGUUCCCGUGCGCUAUAGUGUUUUCUUGACAGCCCAUUGCAUAUCCAUGUCACAGUAGGAUAAACCGUUCGCAUAUACGUAUACGAAGACAGAC